This is a messenger RNA of Closterium sp. NIES-65, 1245 nucleotides long. The record is from the annotation of a GenBank genome assembly. Lineage: Eukaryota; Viridiplantae; Streptophyta; Zygnematophyceae; Desmidiales; Closteriaceae.
AUGGACAGUAGCGAGGAUACGGAGAUGGAGGUGGAAUUCACGUUUUCCGUCUCGUGGAGGCGGAUGGAUAAGGCGUUUGAGACGCGCAUGGACAAGUACGCGCGGUACGCGUUCCGUCCGCAGCAUAUGGAGGUGCACUGGUUCUCCAUCCUCAACUCGUGUUUCACGGUGCUGCUGCUCGGCGGCUUCAUCGCGACCAGACUCACGCACGUCCUCAAGAGCAACUUAAUCAGGUACUCGCAUGAUGCGGAUCCGUUAGAAGAGACGGAGGAGGCUGGGUGGAAGUCCAUCCAUGGCGACGUUUUCCGCUUCCCCAAGAACAAGGAGCUUUUCUGCGCCGUUCUUGGCAGCGGCACUCAAUUGCUCUUCCUGGUCCUUCUCAUGUUUAUUCUCACUCUUGUGGGGGUGUUAUACCCCUACAAUCAUGGUGCUUCGUGGACGGCGCUGGUGGUGAUUUAUGCGCUAACCUCUGGAAUCGCUGGGUACACGUCUGCGUCUUUCUACAAGCAGAUGGAGGGGUCCAACUGGGCGCACAACAUUGUGCUGACAGGGUGCAUGUUCGGCGGGCCGAUGGUCAUCUCAUUCUGCUUCCUCAACACUGUCGCUGCUGUCAACAACUCCAACAACACCAAGCCCCUCACCACCAUCCUCACCCUCACCCUCAUCUUUGCACUCAUUGCCUUACCCCUCCUCGUGGCCUGCGCCAUUGCCGGCAAGAAAAGCACUGCUGCAGAGUUCCAAGCACCCUGCCGGCAUUCCCGGACCUCAAAUUACCCGAGGGCGAUUCCGGUGCUGCCCUGGUACCGCCAUGCAGCCCCUCAGAUGGCUAUCUCUGGGUUUCUGCCGUUCAGUGCGAUUUUCUUUGAGCUGUAUUAUGUCUGUGCGGACUGGUGGUGGUAUAAGACCUACGCGAUCUACGGCGUCCUCUUUAUAGUGUUCAUCAAUUUCAUCAUUGUGACGGCGCUCAUGGCGAUUGUGCUCACGUACUAUCAGCUUGCAGCGGGGGACCACGAGUGGUGGUGGAGGUCGGUGCUGUGCGGUGGCUCCCCCGCGCUCUUCAUAUUCGGCUACUGCUGCUACUACUACCACGCGCAAUCCAACAUGACCGGAUUCAUGCAGGCGUCUUUCUACUUUGUCUGCAUGGCGUGCGUCUGCUACGGCCUCUUCCUCAUGCUCGGCACUGUGGGCUUCUGCGCCUCGCUGGCCCUUGUGCGCCGCCUCUACCGCUCCAUCCCGUGCGAGUAA